CAAUUCAAACGAACGGCAUUUUAUUUUCACAGGACCCGGGCUCGUGAAUGUUUCACCCAAUAGCAACUUUUUACCUUUGUUUUCUGACAAAAAUUUAAUCUGUUAACUGUCAAGUGCUUGUGCCGCCAUGUCCCAUCCUUCUGACCAUGUGCUGCGUCCCAAAGAAAAUGCCCAACCCAGAAAGCCGGAUAUAUCAGCUGCCGUUCUUAACAUGCAGAAAAAAACCCUGCUGUUGGGAAAAAAGCCCACCAGUGAGAACGUUGCUCCAGCCAGCAAGCCUUUGCCGGGAUCAUCUGGCCUUGUGAUCCGGAGUGCUGCGUCUGGUGUGCGUCCGCCCAUUAAACCAGGUCUAGGAUCUUCCAGUUCGGUAUUACCUUCCGGAGGGAACAAGUUUCAGAAGCCACUGGUACCUCCCGUGAAAAAGGCUACCUCGGAGUUUGUAGCUCCUGCUCCAGUGGCAUCGAUUAAGAAGCCCGAUGCGGUCCCCAAACAGAAAUCGCCUUCUGGGGUUUCUGGAGAAUCCUCUACGGAGUCUGGUGCUGCAGCGAACAGCAGCUCAGGCAACUCCAUUGACAAAGAGAAAGCAAAGACUGAAACUCAGCCACAGAAGCCAAAAAAAACCUGGCAGCUGAAUAACUUUGAUAUAGGCAGGCUGCUGGGACGCGGGAAGUUUGGCAAUGUUUAUUUGGCACGUGAAAAAGAAUCUCAGUUUGUGGUUGCUCUAAAAGUACUUUUUAAGCGUCAGAUUGGCGAGUCAAAUGUGGAGCACCAGGUGCGCAGAGAGAUUGAGAUACAGUCACAUCUGCGGCACCCGCACAUCCUGCGUCUGUACGCAUAUUUCCAUGAUGAUGUCCGCAUCUAUCUGAUCCUAGAGUACGCGCCGCAAGGAACCCUAUUCAAUGCUCUGCAGGCACAGCCUCUGAAGCGUUUCGAUGAGCGGCAGUCGGCCACAUACAUUCAGGCAUUGUGUUCUGCGUUGCUCUACCUACACGAGCGGGAUAUCAUCCACAGGGAUAUUAAACCAGAAAACUUGUUGCUUGGUCACAAGGGUGUCCUGAAGAUCGCGGACUUCGGCUGGUCCGUGCACGAACCUAACUCUAUGCGCAUGACUCUGUGUGGAACUGUGGAUUACUUACCCCCAGAGAUGGUACAGGGUAAGCCGCACACAAAAAACGUGGAUCUCUGGAGUCUGGGUGUGCUCUGUUUUGAGCUGUUGGUAGGACAUGCCCCUUUCUACUCAAAGAACUAUGACGAGACCUACAAGAAGAUCCUCAAGGUAGACUACAAGUUGCCGGAGCACAUCUCCAAGGCAGCAGCACACUUAAUUUCCAAGCUGCUGGUCCUCGAUCCGCAGCGUCGCUUGCCGUUGGAUCAGGUAAUGAUGCACCCAUGGAUCCUGGCGCACACGCAGUGAACCUAUCCUUUUUU
Drosophila eugracilis is the source of this 1428-nucleotide messenger RNA. It is a transcript of the gene aurA, whose product is annotated as aurora kinase C. Gene Ontology annotation, biological process: regulation of cytokinesis; protein phosphorylation; mitotic spindle organization. Gene Ontology annotation, cellular component: spindle pole centrosome; chromosome passenger complex; spindle midzone. Gene Ontology annotation, molecular function: ATP binding; protein kinase activity. The coding region runs from base 128 to 1414 and encodes 428 amino acids. The transcript has 3 exons. The record is from RefSeq and is a predicted model, not a curated record. NCBI's taxonomy places the organism in Eukaryota, Metazoa, Arthropoda, Insecta, Diptera, Drosophilidae.